AUGUCUGGUAGAAGAAGAGCAUAUCCACAGCCUCAAUAUGCUGCAGGACAACCUGCCGCUAUGGCUUCUCCUCAAAUGAACCAGUUCCAACAACCGCAACAACAACAACAACAAUAUGAUCCGCCUGCCGCUUAUGGGAUUGACCAGGCCCAGCAACAAUUCCAACAAAUGAAUAUUGGAGGAGGAGGUGCUGCAGCACCUGGAAUUCAAUCUCCAAAUUCCGGAGCAGCCCAAGUGAAUCAAUUCCAAUACCAACAACAAUACCAACAACCUCAACAAUCUCCAGCUGGUCAAACUCCUCAGCUCGGCUAUGAUCCAUAUGGUGCCCAACCACAAGCAUCCACUGGAUAUGGCCUGGCUUAUGGCUCGGUUGGAGGACAAGCUGGUGGUUCUGCUGCUAUUCCCUUGAAUCAAUUAUACACCACAGAUUUGUCUAGGGAAUUACCACCACCAAUUUCUGACUUAUCAUUACCUCCACCACCUUUGGUAUUACCUGCCAAUUCCACCGUGAUUCCUAAUUCAGAAACUGCCAAUGCUAACCCUGAUUAUUUCAGAACCACUUUGAAUGUUGUUCCAACCAACAGUGGUCUUUUGAAGAAGUCUAAAUUGCCAUUGGCUUUGAUUGUGAAGCCAUACAAUGCCCUUAAGAUUGAUGUUGAAAAUAUUCCAGUUACAUGUGAUACCACCAUCAGUAGAUGUCGUCGUUGUCGAGGUUACAUCAAUCCAUUCAUCACUUUUGCUGAAAACGGAAGAAGAUGGAGAUGUAACUUUUGUAACUUAUUGAAUGAUAUUCCUGCCGCAUUCGAAUACGACGAAAUUAGUGGAACCAGCAAGAACAAAUAUGAUCGUGUUGAAUUGAACCAUUCAGUCGUGGAAUUUAUUGCUCCUAAGGAAUAUAUGGCCAGAGCUCCUCAACCUGUUGUUUACACAUUUAUAAUUGAUGUCAGUGUUCAUGCCGUCCAAAGCGGAUUAACUGGAACUAUCACCAGAACUAUUUUAGAAAGCUUGGAUCGUAUUCCUAAUCAAAACAAAACCGCCAAAGUUGCCUUUAUUGGGGUUGAUUCAAACUUGCACUAUUUCAGAUUUAAUGAAGGAUUAGACGGAACUGAAUUGAUGAUUGUCAGUGACAUUGAAGAACCAUUCUUGCCAUCACCAUCUGGAUUAUUGGUUAAUUUAGAUGAAAAUAGACAAGCUAUUGAAAAGUUAUUGUUGGAUUUCCCUACUUACUUUGAAGAUACUGCCAAUCAAGGAUUUGCUCUUGGUCCUGCAUUGAAGGCCGGUCAUAAGAUGAUUAGUAACAUUGGUGGUAAAUUGGUUUGUUUUGGUGCUACUUUACCUAAUAUUGGUGAAGGUAAAUUAAGCGUCCGUGACGAAGUUGGAGUUUCUGGUAAAGCUAAGGAAGCCAAGGCUCUUUUAACUGCAGCUGAUAGUUUCUAUAAAUCUUUUGCCGUUACUUGUAACUCAUGUCAAAUCACAGUUGAUUUGUUCUUGACAUCUCUGGCUUACCAGGAUGUGGCUACUUUAUCCAACUUACCUAGAUUUACUGCUGGUCAAACUCAUUUCUAUCCUGCUUGGACCAGUGCCAAAUUUGAAGAUGUUACUAAAUUGUCCAAAGAAGUUGGCGAUCAUUUAUCGCAAGAUAUUGCUUUGGAAGCAGUCUUGAGAGUGCGUGGAUCCACUGGAGUAAGAAUGACUUCAUUCUAUGGUAACUUCUUCAACAGAUCUUCUGAUUUAUGCUCAUUCCCUACUUUCCCAAGAGAUCAAUCGUAUUGUAUUGAAAUGAGUAUUGAAGAAAACCUUACCAAACCAGUAAUUUACUUCCAAGCUGCAGUAUUACAUUCUACUUGUUUUGGUGAAAGAAGAAUUAGAGUUAUGAAUCUUGCUGUUCCAACUUCUCCAAGAUUGAAUGAUGUUUAUGCAUCUGCCGAUCAAUUGGCAAUUACUAAUUACUACACCCACAAGGCUAUUGAAAAGGCUUUGAGUUCUUCAUUGCCCGAAGCAAGAGAAUAUUUGAUUAGCAGAGUAGUUGACGUUCUUAAUGUAUACAAGAAGGAAUUAGUGGCUGGAAAUGUUUCAGGUGCUUCACCAUUACAAAUAUCUACUAAUUUGAGAAUGUUACCAUUACUUUUGUUUACCUUGACCAAACAUUUAGGGUUCAGAGCCGACCGUGUUCCAAGUGAUCAUCGUGCUGCCGCCUUGAAUAACUUAGGAUCGUUGCCAAUUCCGGAAUUAAUCAAGUCCAUCUACCCUUCAGUCUAUUCAUUGCAUAACAUGCCUGACGAAGCUGGAUUACCUGAAGUAAUAACGACUGAAGAUGGACAAGAACAGGCCGUGGGUGAUAUCGUUUUACCAGACCCAAUCAACGACUCCAAGGCAUCUUGGGAAAACUAUGGAUUGUAUUUGAUUGAUAAUGGUGCCGAAUUAUUCCUUUGGGUUUCCGGAAAUGUUGUUCCAGGAUUAGUUCAAGAUUUGUUUGGUACUGAUAACUUAUAUGCUAUCCCUACUGGUAAGACUGAAUUACCAGAAUUUAGUUUCGAAGAAUCAGAAUUCAAUUUUAGAGUCAGAGCCAUUCUUAACAAAAUUAGAGACAAUAAGGAUUCUAUUGUUUGGAAGAAUCUUUAUGUGGUUGUGGGUGGAUCUUCCAAUGAACCUAUUGAAAUCAGUCAACAGAGGGACUUGAUGGCAUUAAGAAUGUGGGCUUCAAGUUGUUUGGUGGAAGAUAAGAGUGCUACCGAACCUUCAUAUAGAGAUUUCUUGACCAGUUUGAAAACAAAAGUUAGUCAAUAG
Spathaspora passalidarum NRRL Y-27907 is the source of this 2787-nucleotide messenger RNA. It is a transcript of the gene SEC24, whose product is annotated as COPII subunit. The record is from RefSeq and is a predicted model, not a curated record. Gene Ontology annotation, biological process: endoplasmic reticulum to Golgi vesicle-mediated transport; intracellular protein transport; COPII-coated vesicle cargo loading. The coding region runs from base 1 to 2787 and encodes 928 amino acids. The transcript has 2 exons. Lineage: Eukaryota; Fungi; Ascomycota; Pichiomycetes; Serinales; Debaryomycetaceae. Gene Ontology annotation, cellular component: COPII vesicle coat; endoplasmic reticulum exit site. Gene Ontology annotation, molecular function: SNARE binding; zinc ion binding.